Messenger RNA from Schistosoma turkestanicum, 9729 nucleotides. The record is from the annotation of a GenBank genome assembly. NCBI's taxonomy places the organism in Eukaryota, Metazoa, Platyhelminthes, Trematoda, Strigeidida, Schistosomatidae.
AUGGAACAUCAUUACCGAUCUUUCGGUGUCGAGUCAACUAGCUUUCUCGAAGAUCUAAACGACCCAGGAUCUUGUUCAUAUACAGUCCACCAGAACGUCCAGAAUAAUGCAAACUUCAAUACCAAUUUUCAGCAACAAGCACCAGGAUAUUAUGGUUAUGAGUCCGGGUUUAAUGUUCCUCAACAGCAACAGAUUCGUUAUGAUCCCAAACUGUAUACAAAUGCUCCAUUAGGUUUCCAAAAUCCAGAACAUCAAUAUGACUGCAAUAACAAUCGACAACGAAUAGUUGCUCCAAGAUGUGGUUCCCCAUACAAUCGUUUGGAGUAUACAUGGGACCAGAACGCACCUUACACCUCUCCUAAUUACAGUCUACGUCCAGGUGACACACGUAUUUCUGUCCCCCAUUCUCGAACUCUUGAAGUACAUCCUCAAACUGGAAAUCAGUUUGCCUACCGUGUUUCUACUAAUCAAGCACUUGCAUCCAAGCCAUCAAGCUGUAUGGCAAGUUAUUUAAAUGGAAGUAAUGACUCGAGUUUUCAUCCAUCCACUCAGACUCAGUCUAGUAUCCAGUCUCAUUGUUUGAUGAAUGACUCAAGUGGGCCAUAUAUAAACACUGUGGACUGUAAACCUCAAAAGGCCGGUUUAUACAAAGAGGAAUCAACCCGCAUUUGUGAUCGUUUGUCUCAACUAUAUCGUUUGUCAUCUACUUCCCCAUCUGUUCAACAAGAAAUCAACUUUUUACAAGAGCAGCUGAGGACUUUAGAAUCGUCUGCCCCAAUGUCUGAAAAAUCGUCUGUCCAAACGUUUUAUUCAGCCCAAAAUUGUAAUGAUAAAAUUCUUCAGAACGUAACUCCUUCCGUUCCUCAAUUAGGCCCUAAUCCGUCCUCACCAUCAUCAUAUGCAAUGCAUCGAUACCCCGUUGAUCCAAAAUCAUCCGGGACAAACUACAAUCCUCCUAAUCCACGAAUGGUUUGUUGUCCAACUGAUACAUUAAAAGGCUCCCAGGAGGUAACUAGCACAAAUGAUUGUACAACGACACCCAUCUCAUCUAGCUGUGCUUCUGUUGCAAAUACCUCAUAUCCAUAUGUUGUCGCACCUCAUUUACAAGAAGGUUCCUCGGCUGUGUGCGGCCAUGUCUCCGUUCGUACUGUUAACAGUUACUCAACUGUUCAAUCCAUCUCAAAUAAUCAAACUACCCUGCCAAGUACUAUUUCAAGUUGUUUUGUCGACAGAAAUAUAUCUACAGGAUCCAGCCUACUAACAUCAUGUUCCCAACCAGGUAAUGUUUGUGGUCCCUUGCUUGUCACGUCCCCGAGUAGUAAUAAUAUAAGCCCCUGCGUUACAUCUUCGUGCUUGUCGAGUUUUUGUCAGUCAACUGGUGUAUCUAAUGGAUUUUUGGAAAACUCUAUCAACCAACAAAGCUGUGAGUCCCUUACACCUGUAAGCGCUACAUUGCCUCAGAAUAAUCCAGCCCUUCAAAAUUCGUUAGGUGUUUCUAGAACUCAGCAAGUUCCUAAUGAUCCACAAUCGAACUCAAGAAUUCCUGAGGUACUAAGCUGCACUUCUGUAGAUACUGAAGUUGACUACACUAAAAUAAAUGUAUGUACUAGUCAAAGUAAUCUCAUGGGACCACUUAACUCCUGUUCAUUUCCACUCAAUUCAGAUACAGUCCAACAAUCAAUGCACGGAUCGACAAUCCACUACCGUCAAACGGACAAUGCUUCUGAUACUUCUUUUAAUCCUCUGUGUAAAAAUAUGACAGAAUCUUCCUGUGUUAGUGCUUCAUCUGUCACUUCCGGUAACUUUUCUCAGGUAUACCAAAAUUAUGGACAGUUCGUCCCAUUUACUCAAGAAAGUCUACUAAAUAUGAACGCCGGAAGUUACUGGAACCCGCAGUACCAAGGAACUUCGAGUGAACUAAUUGGACAGCAUCUACAGCCUAUAGCACCGGCGCCUGUACAUUCCGUCGUAGGAGCUGGGACUCAAUGCAUUGAAAUAAGUAAAUUUGGCAAUCUAGGCUGCAAUGAUAUGUCUUACGCUCCUAUAUUACCGAAGACUACAUCUGCUGAAUCACAACCAGUGAAAAAGACUAGAGGACGGAAGCCUAGAAAUCACGAUAAUGAUACAGACAAACAUCCGCGAAAACCAAAAAAGAGUCGGGAAGUUGGUACUCCGACAAAUGAAGCUCAAUCUGACAAUACACCUGACAGACCUGUUUUUAUAGCCCCACUAACAAAACGUCCUCGUGGUCGCGCACCGAAAAAAUGUAAAACAUCUGCUGAUGGUGCCAACAACUUCGUCCCAGAUCCUUUUGCCAUCGAAAGUAUCGAUGAGAAUAUCGACAGUGGAGGUAACGAAUCUCCUUCAGAAAGCAGAAAGCGUCGGGCUUCUGUUCGUCCGGUUGAAGUCCGAAAGAAACGGAAGUACAGAAAGUCACUUAAAUCCAUGUCUGAGUUAACGAACAAUUCUUCUAAUAUUUCACAAUCUCCAGAAACAACUUCACCUAAUAAUUCCACACAAUUAUCUGAAACAAUAACAAAACAGGUUAGAGUUGUUCGAGCUCGACCUCGUCCAAAAAAAAGAAGACCGUUACCUACGUUGAUUAAACGGAAAAAACGCUCGGCGUUUUAUGGAGAUGACUCAGGAUCCGAACCGGAUGUAUCUGGUCGCUUGGGAAGUCGUACUUCUGAAGUUCGAGUAGAAUCCGAGGGUAUCAAUAACCCGAGAAAUAAACGUCGUUCAGAACGAAAUACUGGCGACCGUAAAAGUUAUACUGACGAUUUACAGCUUAACCUUAGUGAUGAUGAAAUUGAUGGCCAGGAUGGUGAAAUGAUCACGCUUAAUGACUCUGCCGAUAUUACCGAGGAUGUAGAUACAAAGAUUGUUGAGUCCGUACUUGGUCGACGAACUACCAAGAGAUUGAUCAAAAAAAUUACUCAGACUGAGAUAAGAUCUAGCGACGAUGUUAACCAAAGCAGUAAGGUUGACAUGCAAAAUUCAAUCAAUACUUCAGGGGAAAAGUCUCAAAUCACAGUUACAGAAGAAGAGGAAGAAGAAGAAGUUGAAGAAUUUUAUUUAAAAUAUAAAUCCUAUUCGUACCUCCAUUGUGAGUGGCGAGCUUUAGACGAAAUUACUGAUCCACGUAUCCUUCCAAAAAUAAGACGAUUUGAAAUGAAACAGGCCAAUUCACUACGCACUGAUGAUGACGAUGUCGUAUUGUUUAACCCAGAUUAUGUGGAAGUUGAACGCGUACUGGACGUUAAAGUGUAUAGCAAUGGUCAACUAAUACCUACAGAGAAAUUAGAACGUGAGUCUGGCAGAGAAAGCUUCAGUGGUGAUCCAAUGGAUCUAAAAAAGUAUAUUAGGCGACACAAAGAGCGCAAUAAAGUCCGGAAUGUUCAUGAGACGAAAUGCAAAAUAAAAAGUGAAGCUCCAUCUGAGGAGUCGACUGUCAUAUUAGCAAUGAACAAUUCAGAAUCUGUGUCGGAAAAUCGUUCAACAACACCACUUACUGAAGAUCUCCUUGAACCUGAUAAUAAUCCAACCUGCCCCCCUCCUAGUGGUUCCAAUGCAGGUGAUACAUCUUCACAUAUUUCUCAAACUACACUUGUUGAAUUAGAUAUAAAGUCUACAGAUACCACUUGUCCUAGUCCUGUUGAUCUAAUGUCAUCUCAUACUGAGGAGAAAGAUAGGCUUGUUGAUGCAAGUGAUGGAAAUAUAUCAGCAGAAGCUAAGCAAUCUGAAUUAGAAAACAUACAAUUGGAAGCAACUUUACUAACGGAUAAAAUUGAAAAAUAUGAAACAGAUGAUAAAGAUGAUGAUGGCAACUGUUCACCGAUCAAUGUAACUUACUACCUAGUUAAGUGGCGUUCAUUAGCUUAUGAAGAUGCUACAUGGGAAUUAUCGCAAGAUGUUGACCCGGCAAAAGUUAAGGAAUUCUACAAACGUCGUUAUCCACCAAAGAAUCCUUUUAUUCCCCGGGAUAAUAAUUACAAGAUUAUUCGACCUGAUCCUUCUACUUGGAAACCAAUUGAUUCUCAUACAAUUUAUAAAAACAACAAUAAACUACGUGAUUAUCAAAUUGAAGGAGUUAAUUGGCUUACAUUCUGUUGGUAUCAUCAUCGUAAUUGUAUUCUUGCCGAUGAGAUGGGUUUAGGCAAAACAGUACAAAGUGUAACAUUUCUGCUAGAAAUAUUUAAAGCUAAUGUACAAGGUCCAUUUCUAAUUAUAGUUCCUUUAUCUACUGUUGGCAAUUGGCAACGAGAAUUUGAAAAUUGGUCAGAUUUUAACGUGAUUAUUUAUCAUGGAAGUUCUGUCAGUCGAAGUAUGAUUCAAGAAUAUGAAAUGUUUUAUCGUAAACGUACAUCAGGUGCUCCUAGACAUGAUAUUUAUAAAUUUCAUGUGGUAGUUACAACUUUUGAAGUUCUCAUGAAUGAUAUUGAAUUUUUCGGUCAAAUUCAUUGGGCAGCUGCUGUGAUAGAUGAGGCGCAUCGAUUAAAAAAUAAAAAAUGCAAACUUGGCGAAGGUUUGAGAUAUUUAGAUCUGGAUCAUCGUGUUCUACUUACUGGAACUCCGUUGCAAAAUAAUGUAGAAGAAUUGUUUGGUCUAUUGAAUUUUCUGGAACCUGAGAAAUUUAAUUGUUCAGCCACUUUUGUUGCUGAAUAUGGUGAAUUGAAAACGGAAGAACAAGUUGAACGUUUAAAAACAGUGCUAAAACCAAUGAUGUUACGUCGGUUAAAAGAAGAUGUUGAAAAGAGUUUAGCACCGAAAGAAGAAACUGUCGUUGAGGUGGAAUUAACUAAUAUACAAAAAAAAUAUUAUCGAGCAAUUAUGGAACGUAAUUUUUCAUUUCUAUGCAAAGGUUCAAGUACAAAUGCACCUAAUCUAAUGAAUAUAAUGAUGGAGUUGCGAAAAUGUUGUAAUCAUCCAUUUCUAAUCAAAGGCGCUGAAGAUGCUAUACUCUCAGAAUUUCAGGCAAACGAUAGUACUUUGAGUGAAGAUGAUCUAACCUUUCGCACGAUGGUCUAUGCUUCAGGAAAGCUUGUGUUAAUCCAUAAAUUGUUGCCCAAAUUGCGUGCUGACGGUCACAAAGUCCUUAUAUUUUCUCAAAUGAUCCGUGUACUCGACAUUCUUGAGGACUAUCUUGUUCACCAAGGAUUUCAAUUCGAACGAAUAGAUGGACGCAUUCAUGGACCAUUACGACAAGAAGCGAUAGACAGAUUCAGUGUUGAUCCGGAUAAGUUUGUCUUUUUAUUAUGUACCAAAGCUGGUGGUUUGGGAAUUAAUUUAACUGCAGCUGAUGUAGUGAUUAUUUACGAUUCUGAUUGGAAUCCUCAAAAUGAUCUUCAAGCUCAAGCUCGUUGUCAUCGUAUUGGUCAACAAAAAAUGGUUAAAGUUUAUCGUCUAAUUACUCGUAAUACUUAUGAACGUGAAAUGUUCGAUCGAGCAUCUCUUAAACUAGGCUUAGAUCGAGCUGUUCUCCAGUCUAUGGGCAGUAAAGAAGCUAGACAAGCUCAGAUGACCAAGAAAGAAAUUGAAGAUCUUUUAAAGAAAGGUGCAUACGGAGCAUUAAUGGAUGAUGAUAAAGCUGGUGAAGAUUUUUGUGAAGAAGAUAUUGAUCAGAUACUUCAAUCACGAGCUCGUGUUGUUCAAUUGGAACAAGGAAAAGAGAAUUCUACAUUUUCUAAAGCGACAUUUUCAAUGUCAGAUAACAGAAGUGAUAUUGCAUUGGACGAUCCGAAUUUCUGGCAGAAAUGGGCUAAAAAAGCUGGAGUUGAUGAAACCUCACUUGUUAUGAAAGAUCUGAUAGUCCAAACUCCACGUCAGCGCCGUCAAACUACUCGUUAUUCGUCAAUAAUGGUCAAUGAACCUCCUAACAUUCCAAGUCCAGCUAGCUUUAACAUGUCUGAUUUCGACGAUAAUGCUAAUUCAAACAGUUCUGGUGAUGAAACUGUUAUUCAAUGUUCGUCAGGUCGAAUCCGAUCCCGUCGGAAUCGGCGAGCUGCCCGUAACUCACGGAAAUUAUCAGCAGCUUCAACCACCAAGCAGGAAAAAUCUACUGUUUCAAAAGAACCUGAUGGAUACUUGGAAAGUAAUCCGAAUGUAAUUGAACCACUUGAUCGAGCUGAUCUAUUUCGUGUUGAACGAUGUUUACUCACGUGGUCCUGGGGUCAGUGGGAGCAAGCAAUUUCGUCUGUUACUUUUAAACGAACCAUGCUACCAUCUGAGUUGGCUUAUUUUUCAUGUGCUUUAUUGGAUUACACUUUGCAGUGUCUACCACCAAAUUCAGAUGUUCGCACACGUGCUAUCUGUGAAACUCUUGCUCGUCCUGGUACAUGGAAACUUGACAUUCACCAGGUGAAUGCUGUUGUUUCAGAAGCCACCGCUAAAAUUAAAUGUAUGGCUCCUUCUAUUUCACUUAAUAUUGACGUUGAAAAUUUCGAAGGUCAAACACCAAUUAUAGAACAAAAAGUAAAAAAGAAGGAUGAUAUGUUAUCUUCGGAGUUGUUGACUGAGAGUAAACCAUGUUUAGACUCUCCCAUUCCUAGUGAUUAUAAUGCAACUGGAAGUCCUGUACCAGAUGAUGUUUUAUCAACUGAUCCUUUAAAUACUGCAACAGUGAAAUUAACUUCGGACGAUACAGAUCUUGUACAUAAUAUGGCUGAAUGCACUCCGACUACGCAGUUGGAGUCAUGUGAACCAAUUGAAAAGAAUGAAAUGCCAGAAAAAGAUGAAGAUGAUAUUGAUGAAGAGAAUCUUGUCAAAGUAGAAGAAACUCAAAUAUCUCCUAGACUUGCAGCAUUCAAACCUGAACUUCUACUGCCGUCUGAAAGUUUUAAAAAGCAUGUUCAAAGAGCUGGAGCUAGGCUUUUGAAUCGUGUUGCUCUUCUAUUCUUUUUACAAUGUGAUAUUAUUGGUAUAAAUCCUGCUCAAGAUCUUAUUGCAUCUAAAUUAUGUCAUACUGAUUUCAAUGAAUUAGCGUCCAGUUUACCUCCAUUAGAAGCUCUCGAUUCAGAUUUACCUGCUCCAUGGUGGGAUGCAUGCUGUGACAAAUGUCUACUACUUGGUAUUAUGAAACAUGGAUGGGAAAAGUAUACAGCAAUUCGUUUAGACCCGAAGCUAUGCUUCCGUUCUCGUGCUGUUGAAAUUGUUCAAUCUCAAUGUCCAACUGUACUAGAAGGCCUGAUGAGAAAAUGGACGCGUAGAGAGGAAGCUGAUUUUUACCGUGUAGUAUCAAGCUUUGGUGUGGAAUUUACUGAAAUUCCACCAACAGAUAAUGAUGAAUUGCCAAAACCAGACACUACUGAUGUUAUCGAUGAAGAAUCAAAGUCAUCGCCGAAGCCACCAAUUCCAAGAAUAUAUAGUUGGAUUAAUUUUCGACAACUUGGUAAUCUAGGUCGAAAAUCCGAUCAAGCACUAGUUGAAUACUUUCAAGCUUUUUAUCGAAUGUGUCAACGUGUUUGCAAAAAAGAACUCACUAUAUUUGCAGAACCUGCUUCCACUAUUGCUACUACUACAACAUCAGGAUCAAGUGAUUUAGGCUGUGAACUUGUAAUUGAUCCAAUUUCUGAAGAACGUGCUAGUCGUUGUUUAUCACGUAUUGAUUUAUUGGUACGAAUUCGAAAUAAUAUUUUACAGCAUCCUGAUCUAGAAGAAAGACUUAAAUUGUGUCAGUCUAGUUCUGAUCUUCCAGGUUGGUGGAUACCGGGAAAACAUGAUAAAGAGUUGUUGUUUGCUGCUGCAAAACAUGGACUAGCUCGUACUGAUUUGAAUAUUCUUCAAGAUUCGAACUCGAGUUUCGCACGGAUAGUUCAGUUAAUUCGCGAUAAGCUAGCUCAUGAUCCAGCAGUCACAGACUAUCCAGGAGAUUUGAAUGCUAAUCAAUCAAGUCGAUCCAGUAUAGCUGCAGCUGCUGCUUCGGCAGCUCGUUCAGCUGCAACCCAGUUAUUAGAAGAAGAAAGUACUGGUCCCUCUGAUGUACCAUCAUCUGAGGCAAAUACAGUCAAAGUUGAUAUAACAAACAAAUUAGAAUGCAAUCAAUCAGACAAUCACUCUCCAAUGGUUUCUACAAAUUGUCAAGAUCCUGUCACUACCAAAGAUGACAAUGAAGCUGAUUCUGUAACUUCUGAAACUGUCGUUUCACAUGAUAUUACAACUCCAUCUGCUGUGAAUAACAUUGAGAACGAUGUAUCAUCAGAUGUCAGCCAGAUUGUGAAUGAGAAAAACGAUGUCAAAGUCACUAUUAAAGAAGAUCAAGAUUCUGCUUCCGUGAUUGGUGGUGUGGACGGUGCUGAUAUUGCUAAAGUCGGAUCAGACUCGACUGUUGCUGAAUGGUCUCUCAAAUUCGCUACUAAUCUGGCAAUCUCAUGGCCUAAAGACAGAACUAUUCAACACCGUUUAGAACUUAUUUGUCAAACUGUUGAAACUAACGAAUGGCCAAAUCCUCGCCGUUUUAUUACACCGAUUACCACUGCGAUUCCAGUUUCAUCUUCUAUGGUAAAUUCUACUCGGUCGCAUGUAGAAUCAAAGAUUACUAAUUUAAGUACUGUAUUUCCUCCCAAUUAUCGAAGUUCAAUGUCAUCAAUUCGUGACAAUUAUCCCUUAUCGUCUAGUAAUUCUAGAAGGACUUCGAUGAAUUCUACUCAUGUUUCAUUACCUCGAAAACAGUAUGGUCUACCGGUUUUUUCUCCUGAAAUGAACUCUAAUUCAAUUGAUUCAACAUGUGACUUGAAGUUAUCUAGUCUAACAGACAUAUCAUCUGCGGUUACGAACAAUGAAUUAGACGAGCCACAGCAAUUCGAUUUCUCUAUAGGUGGGAGGCAUAUUAACUCAUCACACUGUAAGUCAGCGUCAUUACAAUCUUAUUCUUCUGAAACACCGUCCUCAGCUUCCAUACCAACAGAAUCUGAUGAGAGUAUUUCUACAUCUGCCAACUUUCCAUUAAAUAUAAAUGAUAAUCCAUUACCCUUUGUUUCUACCCCUACAAACGAGAAUACAUUAGUCGACCGAAACCGUGGUCGAAGUCGUAAUCGAAGUAAUCGAUCUAACUCACUUAGCAAAAAUUCAUUUAAUAAUCGUGAUAAAUGUCAAACAAAUUCUGAUACUGAUCAAGAAACCUUAACAUUUCGUGACACUACUCAAAAAUCUACAACUUCGCAUUCUGAACACUUUUCACAAAGUUCCAAAUCGUUAUCGAUUGCUGCCAGUAAUCCAGUGUCUGAUGAUAAUGAUUUUUCAAUGCCACCACCAAGUAUGCCAUCUGCGCCACGCUCUGUUUCCGGAGCAAAUAAUCGUGGACGUAAACGGAAAAGUGAUGCAUCUAAACAUCUACCGGAUUCAAAUUCAACGUUCUCAAAAGCUUCGUACAGUUCUAAACGUGAACGUGUCAGUUCAUCGAAAAUUGAGUCGAAUAGCAAUGAUAUACAAAAAGCUUCUCAAAAUACAAGUUCUGACAUUUGGGAUGUACGUGUCCCUGUAAUUAGUUUAGUUGAUGGUUCUUUAAUUUAUGGUGAUAAAGCUCCUGAACGAAGGUCUCUUGAAGCUUGGUUGGAUGCAAAUCCAAACUAUAUGCCAUAUUCCGUGGAAGUGGAGGAUCGUGCAAUCUAUAAUCGUGUUGCAAGUGCUAGGGGCCAAGAUACAAGUAACAUGGAAGCAUUGGCUUAUAAACAUUACUAUUCAAGUAAUGUUUAUAAGCCAAUGCUUCCAUGUUACUUGUAUCUUGGCCCCUAG